AUGCUCAGAGAAAGGUUGGCAUCGAGGAAUCUGGCAGAAAACGAUAUUGAUAGAUUUAUAGAUGAAGUUUUAGAGGACGUUAAUUAUUUCAUAUCGAAGAUGACCCCUGAGGAGGCAAGGAAUUUUAUUCAGAAAGCCCAGAUUAAGAAGAGGGUAGGAGAUCUUACUGGUAACUUGACUAUUAUGAAAAUGAGAACUCUUAAGAGAUAUGCAAAGCUCUUAACAAAAGAGAUAAUGACUUCUCAGGAGUUUAAUAAGGUGGUGUCACUCCUACCUUCUCCACAUCCUGCUUCAACUUAUUUCACUGUUUCAAGUUUUCUUCAAGAGAUAAAGGUGCUCAAGCCUGAAGUAGCAAGGCUAGAAGAUCAACUCAAAAAGAGCAAAGUGGUUGAGAAAAGAUCAAAAGAUGACGAAGAGAAGAGAGUAAGUGACUUGGUUGAAAAGAAUAACACCUUAUCACAUGAGAUAAAGGUGCUCAAGGAUGAAGUGGUAAGGUUGGAAUAUAAGCUCAAAAGGAGCAAAGUGACUCAGAAAAGUUCAAACGAUGAUGAAGAGAAGAGAGUUAGUUAUUUGGUUGAAGAGAAUAAUUCCUUGUCACAAGAGAUAAAGGCGCUCAAGGAUGAAGUAGCAAGGUUGGAAGAUGAUCUCAAAAGGAGUAAAGUGGCUCAGAAAAGUUCAAAUGAUGAUGAAGAAAUGAGAGUCAGUGAUUUGGUUGAAUAG
Messenger RNA from Cryptomeria japonica (Japanese cedar), 720 nucleotides. RefSeq names its product myosin-2-like. Lineage: Eukaryota; Viridiplantae; Streptophyta; Pinopsida; Cupressales; Cupressaceae. The transcript is spliced from 3 exons. Bases 1 to 720 code for a protein of 239 amino acids. The record is from RefSeq and is a predicted model, not a curated record.